Cricetulus griseus (Chinese hamster) is the source of this 1857-nucleotide messenger RNA. The record is from RefSeq and is a predicted model, not a curated record. Lineage: Eukaryota; Metazoa; Chordata; Mammalia; Rodentia; Cricetidae.
AUGUUGCACGUCCGAGGCCUGGGGCUAACUGGCUGCCUGAUUCUGGCUGUCCUGGUCAGCCUGGUACACAGCCAGCAUGUGUUCCUGGCCCCUCAGCAAGCCCUGUCGCUGCUCCAGCGGGUCCGGAGAGCCAAUAGUGGCUUACUGGAGGAGCUAAGAAAGGGCAACCUGGAGCGGGAGUGCGUGGAGGAACAGUGCAGCUAUGAGGAGGCCUUCGAGGCCCUGGAGUCUUCCAGUGCCACGGAGGUGUUCUGGGCCAAGUACAGAGUCUGUGAUUCAGUGAGGAAACAUCGGGAUACUUUCAUGAACUGCAUGGAAGGUCACUGUGCUAUGGAUCUGGGUAUGAACUACCAGGGGACUGUGAGUGUCACCUACUCCGGUAUCGAGUGCCAGUUAUGGCGGAGCCGCUACCCACACAAGCCUGACAUCAACUCCACCACCCAUCCCGGGGCCGACCUGCAGGAGAAUUUCUGCCGCAAUCCAGAUAGCAGCACCAAAGGGCCCUGGUGCUACACCACAGACCCCACAGUGAGAAGAGAAGAAUGCAGUGUUCCCGUUUGUGGCCAGGAGGGCCGUACCACUGUGGAGAUGACUCCUCGCUCUGGAGGUUCCAAGGGGAAUCUGUCGCCUCCACUGGAGCAGUGUAUCCCUGAGCAUGGCCGGCUGUACCAGGGGAACUUGGCUGUGACAACACUUGGGUCCCCCUGCCUAGCCUGGGCCAGCUUACCAGCCAAGGACCUGAGCAAGUACCAAGACUUCGACCCAGAGGUGAAACUUGUGGAAAACUUCUGCCGCAACCCAGAUGGGGAUGAGGAGGGCGUGUGGUGCUACGUUGCCGGGCAGCCUGGCGACUUUGAGUACUGCAGCCUCAACUACUGUGAGGAGGCGGUGGAAGAGGAGAUCCACGAUGUGGAGGAGUCCAUCGGAGGGCGCACCACGGACGGGGAGUUCCACACAUUCUUUGAUGAGAAUACCUUUGGCUUUGGGGAGGCAGACUGCGGCCUUCGGCCUCUGUUCGAGAAGAAGUCGCGGAAAGACAAAACCGAAAAGGAACUGCUUGACUCUUACAUAGAUGGCCGCAUCGUGGAGGGCUGGGAUGCUGAGAUGGGUAUCGCUCCCUGGCAGGUGAUGCUUUUCCGGAAGAGUCCCCAAGAGCUGCUGUGUGGGGCCAGUCUCAUCAGUGACCGGUGGGUCCUUACUGCCGCCCACUGCCUUCUGUACCCACCCUGGGACAAGAACUUCACUGAGAAUGACCUUCUGGUACGCAUUGGCAAGCAUUCUCGCACCAGGUAUGAGCGGAACAUUGAAAAGAUCUCCAUGCUGGAAAAGAUAUACAUUCACCCCAGAUACAACUGGCGGGAGAACCUGGACCGAGACAUCGCCCUGCUCAAACUCAAAAAGCCUGUGCCUUUCAGCGACUAUAUUCAUCCUGUGUGCCUGCCGGACAGGCAGACAGCAACCAGCUUGCUCCAGGCUGGGUACAAAGGGCGGGUGACAGGCUGGGGCAACCUUCGGGAGACAUGGACAACCAGCAUCAGCGAGAUACAGCCCAGCGUCCUGCAGGUGGUGAACUUGCCCAUUGUAGAAAGGUCGGUGUGCAAGGCCUCCACUCGGAUACGCAUCACUGACAACAUGUUCUGUGCUGGUUUCAAGGUAAAUGACACCAAGAGAGGAGAUGCUUGUGAAGGUGACAGUGGGGGACCUUUUGUCAUGAAAAGCCCCUAUAACAACCGCUGGUAUCAAAUGGGCAUUGUCUCAUGGGGUGAAGGCUGUGACCGAAAUGGGAAGUAUGGUUUCUACACACAUGUGUUCCGCCUGAAAAAGUGGAUACAGAAAGUCAUUGAUCGAUUUGGAUAG